Peromyscus maniculatus bairdii (prairie deer mouse) is the source of this 2121-nucleotide messenger RNA. It is a transcript of the gene Ttc29, whose product is annotated as tetratricopeptide repeat domain 29. Lineage: Eukaryota; Metazoa; Chordata; Mammalia; Rodentia; Cricetidae. Gene Ontology annotation, biological process: cilium movement. Gene Ontology annotation, molecular function: protein binding. The record is from RefSeq and is a predicted model, not a curated record. Gene Ontology annotation, cellular component: sperm flagellum.
UUCCCGGGAGACGCUCUAGGCGUCCCCCGUCUGCACCUAGCCAGGCCACUGACCUGGGGAGAGGCCAAAGAGCGCCCAGCAACCCUGCCUGCUUCCUCAGGGCACACAGCCGCAAUUGUCCCCAGAGCCAGGUUUGUGGGACAAGACUGGGAACAAGACCUGGCCAGCUCCUAGGAGAGCGAGCUGCUCUUCUUUCCCAGGACCCCUUCCUCCAGCUUCCCGAGGUCUGCCUCCAGAAUCAAGCCUCUCCCUAGAGGAGCGGAAGGCAAGGCGCUCUUCUUGGCUCGAGACCACCUGGCCCGUUAAGGAAAGACAAACAGAUGUGGGAACAGGCACACCGGGCCUGCUCAGAGAUUGGCUUCUGAGAACCAGAGAGAUCUGCAAAUAAUAAAACAAUACUUUGUCUUUAGCUGCAUAUUAUGCACAGACUGUGAAGAUUCAUGUCAUUAAUCAAGUCUACAUAAACAUGUCCCCAAUGACCACCUUUCCUCCAGUUCCUGUGACGAGUAAAAAGCUUACAGUCUUAGCCAGACAGAAGCUGCCAUGCUCUUCAGUAACAGUUCCAAGGACUCAGCUGAUCAAAGAGAAAGAUGACAUAGACCAUUACCUGGAGCAGAAUUUCAAAGGCCUGUCGAAGGAAGAGGUUGCUGCGCACAGGAACUCCUACAAGAAGAGCGUCUGCGUGGACAUGCUGCGUGACGGCUACCACAAGUCCUUCACAGAGCUCUUCGCGCUGAUGGAGCAGUGGGAUGCACUGCGGCAUGCUGCUGAGGUGCGGUCCCUCUUCUGGCUACAGAGGCCGCUGGAGGAGCAGCCGGACAAGCUGGACAAUUUCUACCACUACCUGACCAGGGCCGAGACUGCGGAGAGACAGGGAUACUAUGAAGAAGUGUAUAACAACUUGUACGCUCUGGCCUGUUACUUUGAUAAUUCUGAGGACAAGUGGGUGAGAAAUCACUUCUAUGGACGGUGUUUUAAUAUUGCUCAGCGGGUCAAAGCUGACGGUGGGAAGAAAGAAGCAGAAGCGCAUGCUCACAUGGGUCUUCUUUUCGAGGAAGAAGGUGAGCUUCUGGAAGCUGCCCAGCAUUAUGAAGCAUUCCAUGAACUGACACAGGGACGGAUAUGGAAGGAUGAGACGGGUCAACUUCUCAACUUGCUGGCCUGUGAAAGUCUCGUGAGGACCUACAGAUUGCUGUCAGACAGAAUGCUGGAAAACAAAGAAUACAAACAGGCCAUCAAAAUUCUAAUAAAAGCUUCUGAAAUAGCCAAAGAAGGAAAUGACAGAAGCAUGGAAGGAGAAGCUGCUCUCUACCUGGGCUCGGCCCACUUGGCUGCUGGAGAAUAUGAAACUGCACUCACAGUGCUUCACAGGUACUGUGAGAUCGCCACCAACAUGGAUGAUGACCUUAGCCUGGGGAGAGCCUACGAGGUGAUCGCCAAGGUCCUGCAGAGCCAAGGCGAGAUGACAGAAGCAAUUAAAUACCUGGAAAAGGUUGUGAAAAUCGCAAGGAACAACUUCCAGAGCCUCGAUGUGAUCCGAGCAUCCACAAUGCUUGGUGACAUCCACAAUGAAAGAGGGCAGUACAGCAAGGCUUCCGAGUACUUCCAGCAAGCUUUCCGUACCACAGUGGAGCUCAUGAAAACGGAGCUGAUGGAUGAAACCAAAGUUCACUUCGGGAUAGCGAGAGCCCACCAGAUGAUGGUGAUGAUGAAGAACUACAUCGAAUCUGCAGACAUGGACAGCCUCAACUGCCUGCUGUCCUGGAAGGAGAGUAGAACUCAAAUCAAAUACGACCCAAUUCUGGGAAUGACUAGAAGAGACACAGAAGAUGAUAUAUAUCAAUACCCAGAUAAUCAGGAAGAAAAAUCAAGAUCUCCAGAUAAUCAAUGAAAGGAAACUUAGGUGGCACCACAUCAAGGCAAGAAGAAAUUUAGCACAUAGCCUUAGACUUCACUCCAUAGGAGCAUGUAAGAAGUGAUAGAGUCAUAAAAAAGAUUAGGGUUAUUUGUUGAAUUUUGUGCUGCAGUAACUAUGGCAAGUUUAUGAAGAUGAAGAACAGCUCACCUGGUUAGAAAGAUCAACAGUUAUGCAUGAAAUAAACUCUAAAAUGUCUCCUUUUA